Messenger RNA from Mitosporidium daphniae, 543 nucleotides. RefSeq lists its product as uncharacterized. The transcript has a single exon. The coding region runs from base 1 to 543 and encodes 180 amino acids. Lineage: Eukaryota; Fungi; Microsporidia. Gene Ontology annotation, molecular function: RNA binding. The record is from RefSeq and is a predicted model, not a curated record.
AUGCGAAUCACAUCGCAUUAUAAACCAAGGGGCACCACUGUUGUAAUUAAUAUUUUUAUGGCUACGAAGCUUUUUGUUGGCGGACUUGCCUGGAAGACAGACAAUGAGUCUCUGCGUUCUCAUUUCGAACAAUUUGGCGAGGUAACCGAUGCCGAGGUGAUUCUUGAUAGAGAUUCAAAUCGCUCGCGUGGAUUUGGGUUCGUUACGUUGAGCAACACUGAUGAGGCUCGUGAUGCCGUUGAGAAAACCAACAACCAAGACCUUGAUGGCCGCAAAAUAAGAGUCGACUUUGCAGGCGAAAGAUCUUCCCGUGGAAAGUCCUUUGGUGGAAGUGGCGGUUCUUUCCGUGAAAGAUCCGACCGAUUUGGUGGUGAGAGAUCAGACAGAUUUAAUGGUGGAGAUCGUCGCCGUCGUGGCGGUGACUAUGAAAGCCGCACCCCGCGAACGCCCAGCGACCAGCCAAGACCCUAUUCUCAUGAAAGAUCUUCUUCAAACGGAGCCGGCCGAUCAUCAUCUUAUGAAGGCCAUGAAAGAUCUUACUAA